This is a messenger RNA of Saccostrea echinata, 1177 nucleotides long. RefSeq lists its product as uncharacterized. Gene Ontology annotation, biological process: cell motility; actin filament depolymerization; actin filament severing. NCBI's taxonomy places the organism in Eukaryota, Metazoa, Mollusca, Bivalvia, Ostreida, Ostreidae. The record is from RefSeq and is a predicted model, not a curated record. The transcript is spliced from 6 exons. Gene Ontology annotation, molecular function: actin filament binding. Gene Ontology annotation, cellular component: actin cortical patch; cytoplasm; actin cytoskeleton. Bases 11 to 829 code for a protein of 272 amino acids.
CAUUACAUCUAUGGAUUUCUCAGAAGAAGUUCUGCAAAUGUAUGCUGAAAUCAAGGAGAAAUCAAAAUAUGAUUACAUGAUCUGCAAGUUUAAUAAUAAUAGACUGGUCAUUGAACACAUCGAAAAAGUAGAAAACGUUAAGACAGACAGAAAUUACUCGUAUGAAGAUUUCACACGGAAGUUAAAAGGAAAGCAGACAUUUCGAUAUGGAUUUGCCAUUUUUAAAUGGAUUAAAAAAGAAAACAUCUCUAGAAAGACAGUAGGAGUUAUAUGGGAACCAGUUCUCCCUACAGAUCUAGAAGAACGCCAUUAUGACACACUGAAAUUGGUUUUACAAGCAGAUUUAUUUAUAGAAACCUCCAAUGGAUGGAGACUUGGCAGUUCAAAUGUAAAUUUGAACUUCAUAUUUUUGGAACGAGAUAGACCAAUGGAUAUUGCAGAUGAGGUACUACAAAUGUACAAUGAAAUCAAAGGCAAUGAGAGAUAUGAUUACAUGAUCUGCAAGAUCAAUGAUAAUCGACUGGUCAUUGAACAUAUCGAACAGUUGUCAAACGAAAACCAAGACGGAUCAGAUUCAUAUGAAGAUUUCAAACAGAAGAUAACAGAGAAACAGAGUUUUAGAUAUGGGUUUACCACAUUUAACAUGAGUGUAUGCGGAGAAGUCUGUAAAAAGACAGUGGGCAUUGCCUGGGAACCAACGUAUGGAAGCCACCUUGGAAAGCAACAUCUGGACACAUUCAAGGAAGCUUUACAUGCAGAUUUAUUUAUAAAAACUUCUUUCGAAGGAAAGCUUGAUAGGAACUAUAUACAGAGGAAUUUACACAGAUAAUUGUUUACAGAUUUAUUGUUUAGCUAAAAUAUUUAAAUUUUAAAGCAUUGAAAUAUUACACUUAAAUUCAGUUAAGUCGUGCCAAUGUCCACAACAUUUCAUGCAUAAUAAUGAAGAGAACAUUUUCUACAGUUUUCAGUGUGUCAAUUAACUUUUGAUCAAAAAAUACUUGAAUGAAAGGUAUUAUUAAAUAUUAAUCGCUAACAGAAAAAUUCGACCAUGGAUACAAUAUAACACGAAAAAACAUGACAAUCUCGACAGAAAUGAAAACAGCAGUGAAUACAUAGAUUGUGGAACAAUACAAAAGCCAUGAUUCAAUUCAGAUAAAUUCAAUUUAUAUGAAUCAGU